Messenger RNA from Kwoniella mangroviensis CBS 8507, 870 nucleotides. RefSeq lists its product as uncharacterized. Gene Ontology annotation, cellular component: mitochondrion. Bases 1 to 870 code for a protein of 289 amino acids. The transcript has 3 exons. Gene Ontology annotation, molecular function: rRNA (uridine-2'-O-ribose)-methyltransferase activity. The record is from RefSeq and is a predicted model, not a curated record. Lineage: Eukaryota; Fungi; Basidiomycota; Tremellomycetes; Tremellales; Cryptococcaceae. Gene Ontology annotation, biological process: RNA methylation.
AUGCGUAUCGCGCCUCUCCUCCUCAAAUCAUCUUCCUCCUCCUCAAGAUGGAUAGCCCGUCAAUCCCGCGACCCAUACGUCAAAUCUCGUUCUGGUUCGGGCAACUCCUCUUCGGUCUCUCAAAAUCAACCAGCAUAUAGAUCGAGAUCAUCAUUCAAGCUCUUAUCCCUCGCUGCCAAACAUCCAUCUCUUCUAGGUGCAGGAGGGUCCAAAAAGGUGAUAGUUGAUCUGGGUGCAGCUCCAGGUGGAUGGUCCCAGGUAGUGUCGCAUCUGACCAAAGGUAAAGGAAAGGUUUUUGCGCUGGAUAUAUUGGACAUUGAACCGAUCCCUGGAGUCGAGGUUAUAAAAGGAGAUUUCUUAAGUGAAGACGUAAGAGAGCAAUUGAGGAUACGAACAAUCCGUUCAAACCCCACUAUUCAAAAUCAGGAUGAUGAUCAAGACAAGGACAAAAAAGAUGAAGAGGACACGUCUACGUCUACUUCUACAUCUGCAUCUCAAGGAAUGGUAGAUUGCGUACUUAGUGAUAUGAUGGCCCCAAUGACCGGAAACAAGACGCGAGAUAUAAGUUUGAGUCUUCAGCUUUGUGCGGCUGCCACGGUAUUUGCUAGGGGUGUACUUAAAAAGGCAGAAAAGGGAGAAGAAGCGAAGAAAGAGCUGGGCAAGGGGAAGGGAAAGGGAAAGAAAAUUUGGCCAGGCGGGAACUUAAUCAUCAAAUUCUUCGCUCAUCCCGAUAUGAACGAGUUCCGUUCUUUAGAGCUAGACCCGUGGUUUGGGAAGGUCGUAGUGGAGAAACCAAAGGAAUCGAGAUCAGAGUCGAGUGAGGCGUACUGGGUCUGUUUGGGAUAUAAAGGUGAUCCUACAUUACGAUGA